This is a messenger RNA of Aspergillus aculeatus ATCC 16872, 2087 nucleotides long. Its product is annotated as putative phenol 2-monooxygenase. Bases 98 to 2029 code for a protein of 643 amino acids. Gene Ontology annotation, molecular function: FAD binding. The record is from RefSeq and is a predicted model, not a curated record. Lineage: Eukaryota; Fungi; Ascomycota; Eurotiomycetes; Eurotiales; Aspergillaceae. The transcript is spliced from 6 exons.
CUCAAUUUCCCCCGACUUCACCUUCGAAACGGACGCCAAUUUUGCUCUACGUUGCUUUUUGGGCGACAGAAGUCUCUGAAACUCGUUACCCUUCAUUAUGGCCGAAACAAUCGAGUCUUCUACUGAUGUGCUGAUCAUCGGGGCAGGCCCAUCGGGGCUGAUGGCGGCCUACUGGAUGGCGCGCUGUGGCGUUGGUGCUCGCGUCAUCGACAAGAAAGGGACCAAGGUCUUCAGAGGCCAUGCAGAUGGACUCAGGAGCCGAACCCUGGAAUUGCUCGACAGUAUUGGCGUUGCCCAGCGAGUCCUCCAAGAAGGUCAUGAAGUGUUUAGUAUGACGUCUUGGGGGCCUGAUGAGAACGGAAAACUGUGCCGCCAAGUUACCACGGACUUGGAACCUAGUCCACCAUACGCUAUCGCUGCGCUGAGCCAGGGUCGUAUCGAGCGUUUCCUCUUAGACGCCAUCGCAGAACAUUCUAACCUCGAAGUGGAGAUGGGCGUCAUCGGCGAGUCGUUGGAAUAUGAUGAAGGACUUGAGAGCGACCCACAAGCGUAUCCUAUUACGCUCAAGCUGAGAACACUUAGUGAGGAAGAAGCUUCCCCAGCGCCGGCUCACGGUGUCUCGGACAGGUCUCUCAAUCAUGCGGUGGAAGGUGAUGAUCAGAAGGACACGAUCCAGCGUCGCAAGCACAAGUUUGGGACGGUCGAGACGCUCAAGGCCAAAUAUGUGAUUGGCUGCGAUGGAGCGCACAGUUGGACUAGGAAGCAGCUCAAUAUCCCCUUCGAAGGCUCGACCACAGAUCACAUAUGGGGAGUUAUCGACAUCGUUCCCAUCACUAACUACCCGGAUAUACGUCGGAUUGGAAGUCUAACCAAUGCAUCAGGCACAGUCCUCAUCGUGCCAAGGGAAAAGAACCUGGUCCGGUUUUAUGUACCAUUGCAGGAGGAAGACGAGGUUUCCCAGAAGUUCGAUCGGUUGGCAGUGACCCUAGAAGCAGUCCGACUAAGAGUGAAGAAGAUAAUGAGUCCUUUCUAUUUCGACUUCGAUGUUUGUGAUUGGUGGACCGUAUACCAGGUCGGUCGGAGAAUUGCACAAACGAAUGCGAAGGGCCGCGUAUAUCUGGCUGGAGAUGCGGUUCAUACUCACUCGCCUAAGGUGGGCAUGGGCUUAAAUAUGAGCAUGCAGGACGGAUUCAACAUUGGGUGGAAGGUCGCCCUUGUUGCAAAGGGACUCGCAAAGCCCUCAAUCCUCGAUACGUACAAGUCCGAGCGUUACCCCUUGGCCGAAAUGCUCCUUGAUUUUGACCGUCAAUGGUCUGCACUUUUCUUACAGCAGGAACGGCAAAAGAGUCACGCAGCCCCGGUGGCACAAGAGACAUUGAUAGCGAUGAGGGACGUUCUGCGCAAGACAGAGCAUUUCUCUCAGGGCCACACUUCGUAUUACCGCGAGAGUCCAUUAGUCUGCAAGCAGUCAAAGGCAGUAGCCCAACACCUUACCCCCGGCGAGAAACUUGUUCCGGUGAGACUUCGAAGUCAAGCCAAUGGCCUGCCUUCGUGGACCACGAAGAUGCUGGAGAGUGACGGGCGCUUCCGGAUCCUGCUUCUAGCUGGAGACGUGCGAUCAAGGGCACAAGCAAGUCGUGUAUGGACAUGCGGCGAUGAAUUGGCUCGUCUGCUCAGGCAAUUCACCCCGGCCAAAAACAAGCUUGACUCAAUCAUCGAUGUCAAAGCAAUCCACAGCGCACCCUUCGGGGAUGUAGAGUUGGAUAUGUUUCCCAGUGUUGUGUACCACUUUGAUGAGAAUGAGGGCUGCGACCUUACCAAGGUAUGGAGUGAUAGUGCAUGUAAUUGGGGCCAACAAUCCGACGGUAAAGGAUACGAAACCUGGGGAGUGGAUCGAUUGAGGGGAGGUUUGAUUGCCAUGCGGCCCGAUCAAUAUAUUGGAUGGAUGGGGGAGUUGGAGGAUGUUGCUGAUUUGGCUCACUACUUCCAGGGGAUAUUUGUGAAGAGUGAGGUCCGCCCCAUGCUGUAAGCAGUUUUCAUGAAGUCGUGCGAGUAAUUGACCAAACGGCUUGCAUACGGGCUCAGGC